AUCAGAAAGAGACUGUUCAGAUUUCACAACUCUAAAUCAUGUUGGGAAAGAAGUUAGUGACUGCACAGAAGCGAGGGGAGACAAGAGCCCUGUGCCUGGGCCUGGGCAUGGUCGCAUGCUCCAUGAUGAUGUACUUCUUUAUUGGGAUCACUAUUGUGCCAUUCUACACUAAAAGCGUUUGGACAACAGAAACCAUGUGUAAGGUACUCAAGGCCAACAUCAAAGACCAAGAAGUCCCCUGCUCAAACAGCGAAGGCUCGGAGGAUGAGGACAUCUUUCCUUAUCCCUGUCUCCAGGUGUGGGUUAAUCUGACAGCCUCAGGGCAAGAGGUUAUGCUGUAUCAGACUGAAGACACACUGGAAAGAAAUCCUAAGUGCUCAUACGUCCCAGGCAAGUCAGAGAACUCUAAAGAAGUUAAAGCACGAAUAGAAACAAUUGCAAGCAAUUUCAGAAAAUACCAGACUUUCCCGUGCUACUAUGACCCAGGAGGAACACAGACCAAUGUCAUUUUAAGCAGACUUUACCCCCCAAAAGGUCUCCUCUUUGCUUUCCUUUGGCCUACCCUCUUGUUUACUGGUGGAUGUCUGAUUAUUGUUCUGGUAAAAAUUAGUCAGUAUGUUUCUGUUCUUUCUGCUUGGCAGUAGAAAAUAAAUAGCUAGCACAGAUUGUUGCAAGAUAUUAAAGUGCCUUUGUUCUCCCC
This is a messenger RNA of Apaloderma vittatum (bar-tailed trogon), 700 nucleotides long. RefSeq names its product potassium large conductance calcium-activated channel, subfamily M, beta member 1 (gene KCNMB1). Gene Ontology annotation, molecular function: potassium channel regulator activity; calcium-activated potassium channel activity. Gene Ontology annotation, biological process: potassium ion transport; detection of calcium ion. The record is from RefSeq and is a predicted model, not a curated record. The transcript is spliced from 3 exons. Gene Ontology annotation, cellular component: membrane; voltage-gated potassium channel complex. Bases 39 to 644 code for a protein of 201 amino acids. Lineage: Eukaryota; Metazoa; Chordata; Aves; Trogoniformes; Trogonidae.